GAAAACAUUAUUAUCUAUAUAAUUACGACGCGUUUCAUUAUAUAUAUCGCAUUUUUACAUACCUUCCUAUUCAGUAUAGUACUGUGCAUUGACUAGAAAACAUUUUAUAUUAUUCUCAUAUUUCACGCUGUAAAAUAUUUUUCAGUUACCUAUUAUACAGUAGAUUUAUACCUAUCAACAUGGGAAAAUGUAUUAAUUAUAUGAUAGCUAUAUUUUUUAUAUUUUAUAUUCUUGGUUGUACGUACGCUGAAGAGGAACAAGUUGAUGCAUGUUUCGAAGAAUUAAAAAAGAUGAAAUGCAUUAAUGGAGAAAAAACCAGUGAAACUUGGAAGACUAUGAAACAAAAAUACAAUUAUUUCAGUGAAUUUAUAUUAAAAACAAAAGCGGGAAUCAUCGAAAAUGGUCCAAGCUCAUUUUGUUUAUCCUUUGAAAAUGAGGAAGAAUUACAAAAGAUGAAUUUCGUGUGCUAUACUGGAGAACAACCACGUUGGAAAGAUAGUGACUCUUGGAAAGAUGAUUCUAAAAAUUAUUUAUAUUUCAGUGAACAUAUAUUAACAGUAAAAGCUAAAACCUCAUGGGGGCCAAAAAGUUUUUGUUUAUCAGUUAGUAAAACCAAUUUUGAAGAUUAUCGAUUUAAACAAUUUAUCAAUGAAACCUUUAAACAGCGUAUUUAAUUGUGUUUUCCUAUUUCCGACGUGUGUAACUGUAAAAACUAUUUUUUAUUAUAUGUAUACUUGCACUUUUAAAAUUAUGACGGUCUAAUGUAAGAAAUUUUGUUUUUUAUUUUAUAUUUAUGAUUUUUAUAAUUUUAUUAGAUAUAUUUAUAAAAUCGUUUUGUUUGAUAAAGCAUAAUUUUUCGAUAUUAUAUUAUGUAUUAUAAUAAUGUCUCAACAUCAUCAUACAUUUUUUUUUAUUAUUAAUACGUACACAUGUGAUAACAUAUUUUAUUUAUUAAACGGAUGAGGCCCUUUUUGACAUAAUGUGUAUUAAAAUUUAAAAGUAAAUUAUAAACGUAAAUAAUUACAUGCUUAAUAAAAUAAAUACAAAAAUUAAAUACAGAAAAAAAUGUAAUAAGUUUUAAAAAAAAAAUGUUUAAAAUAUUAUAAGAAUUAGUCGUUCGCUAUCAAUUUUCUCAUGGGUUUGUUAGCUAAAUAGUUUGUGGUGGAAUGAGCCAUGAGGAAUAUAAAAAGGAGUAUUAAAUCUAGUGAAACGCUGAAAAACUUAAAGAGAAAUAAGAUUAGUGGAUUCAACUUAGCUAUUUAACAGUCCUUCAAUAAAUCUGAUACCAGAAGUUCGUCGUAUUUGCUCAGUCCACGAGGAAAGACUAAAUAGAUUAGUUUUUUUAUAUUAUUUGUUUCUAUGACUAACGGCAAUUUACAAAGAACAAUACAUACAUUUUGGUAAAUAUUAAGGAUAACAAUUAUAUAAGUAACAAUGUAAUUAUCAACAAUAGUGCCUAUGGAACUAAAAUAGUGAAAGGAAAGUAAAUUAUUAAUACAUUUGAUAUGCAUGUAUUAUUAUCAAAUUAAAAACAAAACAUUGUGUGGCCCGAGAUUGAUAUUUAUCCUACACUUCACUUGGACUAAAAAUCUAGGAGACUCGUGUCCGUAUUAAUUUACCCCUGAUUCUUUGGAUAGGGUCAUUGCAUGCAUAGUUAGUUUUACAAGUGCUGACCUAAACUUUUUAUUACGGGAACCAAUCCUAGGUAUAUGAAAUUUACCCCAUUGGGUAGACGGCCUAGCAUCGAUCUUACGAAGAAAUAAAUUAUUAAAGGACCAUGAAAGGGGAAAAAAACAACUAAUUCUUAAAAAAAAAUAUAUUUAUUAAAGAAAAACAGAAGUCCAAACUAAACUUGUCCUACGACUUUUCGUUAGCGAGCUAUAGUCAUUUAAAGUUAGUGCAUGACGUCAUAGAAUCUAAUCUCGCUGCGGCUACAGUAUGGUUCCACGUACGUACAUACGUCGCGCGUCGUACAUAUUAUUAUUUCGCAUAAUAUUAUUAAAUAUUAUUAAUUUGGGUUUGAUAUUUUUGUGUACAAAAAUAGUUAUGUACGUGCUACACAACAUUUAUUUUAUUUUUAGUUCUUACUGAUAAAACUGGUUUUUGUCGUUUUCUUCUAGGACUGGAUUAGUAUUUAUUAUUUUAGUAUUGUUCUGUGUUUCUUUUAGUGAACUUGAUAAUAAAUUACGAUUGUUGUUAACUUAUCAAUAUAACCUCACCAUAUAAAUUUGAACCAACGAAAUUAGAUUUCUGCAAUGACUAUGAUUCUUUUAAUACUAACCAUAAUGAAUUUAGCCAAUGCUUUAGUAGAUCAUUGCUUUAAAUAAAUAAUUGGAAUGAUUGUCAAAAAUGCUCAAUAUCACCAACGGAUCGCGAGUGUAUUUGCUGUUCAAAAUAGACAAUUUAAAUAAAUUACGUGAUAUAUAUAUAUAAAUGUGUGAUAGAAAACCAAUCGUUUUCGAAAUUUAUAUUGGAUAAAGAAGUUAUUGACAUUACUCGAAAACGAAUCAUUUCCAAAACAAUAAAGGCGGGUAAGUGGAUGUCGCUCUGCUGUACAGUAGGUUAUAAGUGGGUCACUGUAUAAUUGAUAGUAUUAAUUUU
Molecule: messenger RNA, 2601 nt
Organism: Acyrthosiphon pisum (pea aphid)
Lineage: Eukaryota; Metazoa; Arthropoda; Insecta; Hemiptera; Aphididae
Source: RefSeq, a predicted model, not a curated record